Molecule: messenger RNA, 3502 nt
Organism: Cricetulus griseus (Chinese hamster)
Lineage: Eukaryota; Metazoa; Chordata; Mammalia; Rodentia; Cricetidae
Source: RefSeq, a predicted model, not a curated record
CGCUAACGCCGCUCCGGUGUUCCUGAGCCUGUGUUCGGGCGGGCAGUCCUGGGGCGGCGGGCCGACGCCGUUAGGGGCCGCACCUGGGGUCGGUCCCGGUCACAGCCGUCCCCGCCUGUCCUCCUGGCAGGUCUACCCCAGGGGAGCCUGGAGACGUGGGGCCCCUGAGCCGGGCCGCGGAGCUCGGGGCCCUUCCCCGCCCAGGGAUCGGAUGGGAGGUGGCGGGAGGAGAGACCUGGGAUGUUCAGUCUGAUGGCCAACUGCUGCAACUUGUUCAAGCGGUGGCGAGAGCCUGUCAGAAAAGUGACCCUUGUGAUGGUGGGCCUUGAUAACGCUGGUAAAACAGCCACAGCAAAGGGAAUCCAAGGAGAGCAUCCUGAAGACGUAGCUCCCACUGUUGGAUUUUCUAAAAUUGACCUUAGACAAGGAAAGUUUGAAGUCACCAUCUUUGACUUGGGAGGUGGAAAAAGAAUUCGGGGAAUUUGGAAGAAUUAUUAUGCUGAGUCCUAUGGGGUAAUAUUUGUUGUGGAUUCCAGCGAUGAAGAGAGAAUGGAAGAAACAAAAGAGACAAUGUCAGAAGUGCUAAGACAUCCUAGGAUAUCAGGAAAGCCUAUACUGGUAUUGGCGAAUAAACAAGACAAGGAGGGCGCCUUAGGAGAAGCCGAUGUGAUCGAAUGUCUCUCUCUGGAGAAGCUGGUCAAUGAGCACAAGUGCCUGUGCCAGAUAGAACCGUGUUCAGCAGUCUUGGGAUAUGGAAAGAAAAUUGACAAGUCCAUUAAAAAGGGGCUUUAUUGGCUACUUCAUAUCAUUGCGAAAGACUUUGAUGCCUUAAGUGAACGCAUCCAAAAAGACACAACUGAACAGCGAGCUCUUGAGGAACAAGAGAAACGAGAGAGGGCUGAGCGAGUUCGAAAAUUACGAGAAGAAAGAGAACGAGAGCAAACUGAACUGGAAGGGACCAGUGGUGUGGCUGAGAUGGACCCAGGACCAGGUCUUGCUAACCCUUUCCAGCCCAUAGCAGCAGUAAUCAUGGAGAAUGAAAAAAAGCAAGAAAAAGAGAAAAAGAAGCAGACUGCGGAGAAGGAGAGUGAGGUUUGCCUCCCAGAACACAAAGUGGAGCAGGGGCAAGUAGAGUCACAGAGCCAGCCUAGUGGCUGCCACAAAAACAGUGACAGUGGAGUGGUAGAGAGUUACAAGGAGGCCCUGUCACAGCAACUGGACAAUGAAGAUGAGCUAGACCAUCGAUCCUCAGAAUCAGAUAACAGUAAAAAGAAAACUAAGAAGCUAAGAAUGAAAAGGAGUCAUCGGGUAGAGCCAGUCAAUACAGAUGAAUCUGCUCCUAAGAGUCCCACACCUCCCCCGCCUCCCCCUCCUGUUGGCUGGGGAACCCCCAGAGUCACUAGACUUCCAAAACUUGAGCCUCUUGGUGAAACACGUCAUAAUGAUUUCUAUGGGAAGCCACUGCCUCCCCUGGCUGUGCGACAGAGACCUAAUGGUGAUGCUCCAGACAUGAUCUCAUAACCAAGUCAGAUGGGUUGGUCCUUUUAAUAUCAGCAAAGUGAACUGAGACCUUUCCCAAAAGUAGAAAAGCCCUGAACACUGAUGACUGGGUAAGACAACCAUAAUUUCAGGGAGGAAAGGAUACCCAAAAACUUGACCUGAACAUUUACUUCUCCAUGGCAGAAAGGAAACAAAAGGACCAGUAGCUGACAAGCAUUUGGUCACAUUAGCAAGAUGUAGUGUUGAUUCCUUGGUUUACACGUGCCUACUCUUGGACAUUCUCCCAAAGGAAAACCUCCUCAGAAAUGGAGCCAAUGGACUCUGCAUACCUGAUUAUUUAAUAGUCUGUAUUUCUAUGCAUUAAACAUGUUUUGUAAGAUACAUGUACAUGAAAAGGGAAUCCUGGGAAUUUAUAUCCUAAAUUUUAACUAUUUUUAUAUUUUUUCUAAAGCUUUUAUUUGAAUUUGCGAUUAUAUUGAUUGUGCACUUUUCUACAGAUGCUUGCUUUAAACUGUCUGGAUAGAAAGUUGAUUUACAUGAAAUGUACAAGCAAGAUGUGUUUAAAUGGCUUGAGGUAUGUUUUGUGAUAACAUUGUUUUUAAAAUGUACACCCUAUUUUGACACCAUUUUAAAAUAGUUGCUAUUUAAAAAAGAAUAGUUGCUAUUUUAUAAAGCAAGUUUUCAGAUCUUUAAUUCUACCCAAUUACAUGAUUUGAAAGUAGUAACGGAGGAGAGAAUUCAGUUCUGUUGUCACUGUUGGGUUUCCUUGGUGAUGGUCUCAAUAAAUGUUAAGACAUGUGAAAUAACUUUAAGAAAAAAUCCUAACCUUGUUUGAAUUAGAAAAAAAUAUGUCCCACAAGACAUUAUUCAAAGCCCUAAAAGACCCAACUGAAGGACCGGACACUUUCAGAGCUCAGGUGCCCUCUGCUUGCCAGUCACCUGUGAGGAGCUCCACUGACUGGGUUGUUUCCAUUCUUCCAUGCCUUGAAUUUAAAGGUCAGAAGACUGCAAAGGCUACUGCAUGUCUCGAGAGUUCAGUUUUACAGCAGAUACAGCCAUUCAAAUGUUGGCUCAAAUCCCAUGAUAAAGAACUUAUUGUAACAUUACUUCUUAAUUUGAAAUGAUAGCCCUCAUUUUGCUCUUAAAUGCCAUUCAUAAGGCUCUCCAUUCAUCUGUCCUUUACCAAAACUUCUAGAGAUAUAUUUAGUAAUGGAUUCAUAAUGUAGUAUUCAAUUGAAAGCAUGCCUUUGUCAAGGUGAAGAUUACAAAGAACAAUUCUCAUGUCAACUUGUUAGGAUUUGGUACCUUGUGUGACCAUAGACAUAUUCUGGUUUCUGAAGGUAAGUCCAGCUAAGGUAGACUGAUACGAUUAUUUGUCUGUUAAAUGUUUAUAAUGCAUUGUGUUCACAUUUUAGCUCACUGGACCUGGGUCAAUCAGGUCACAUUGUUCUAGUGAGCACUGGUGGUGUUUCUGUGAGUUUGUGCAUCUGCCUUGCACACUGAGGAAAAAGCAUUUUAAUUUCUAUGCAAAACCCAUAUGCAGAAUUAGUAGUUGACUCAGAUAUGACAGAUCAUAGGAACACAGGAGGCGAAACCUGAACUGAUUUAGAGGCAAAAGGCUCAUCCUUUUGAUUCAUUUUGUAAUAUUUAAAAUCCCUUUUAAAACCAAACUCACACUUUUGCUAUCUUUUAACAUUCAUCUGGUUUGAGAAUAAAGAUUUUUUAAAAAAAAAAUUCUUGCUUUCUACCAGUGUUUACUGUAGAGUACAAUAAUUACCGACUAUUUCAUAAGAACAAUUUUGAAAUUGAAUGUAACAUAAACUGGGAUCGAUGUUUUCUAUAAUAGUAUAUGUUUUCUUAAAGCAGUGUAAAAAUCCUUUAAAAGAUGUUUUGUAAAUCCUAUUGGAUUUUAACACUUUUAUGCUUAUUUUGUUAUAUUAUACAUUUUCAUUCUUAUUCAUCAUGGAUUAUAACGUAUCACAAUAAAAAAUUAUUUACACCA